Messenger RNA from Centropristis striata (black sea bass), 4891 nucleotides. It is a transcript of the gene ptdss2, whose product is annotated as phosphatidylserine synthase 2. Gene Ontology annotation, molecular function: L-serine-phosphatidylethanolamine phosphatidyltransferase activity. Bases 338 to 1819 code for a protein of 493 amino acids. NCBI's taxonomy places the organism in Eukaryota, Metazoa, Chordata, Actinopteri, Perciformes, Serranidae. Gene Ontology annotation, biological process: phosphatidylserine biosynthetic process. The record is from RefSeq and is a predicted model, not a curated record. The transcript has 13 exons.
AGUGUAGCCUGCACAGUCUAGAGCGGGUUGUCUGUUGUUGCCACAGUCAGGACAGUUUCCAGGCGGAGUGGGACACAGUCUACUUAUAAAUUGCUCAUUUUUUGCUGCUAACAUAACGGUUUCCAAAGCGUCUGUACUGAUGUAGCGUUAGCAGCUCCUGAACUCAUCCGGACUCCAAGUCAGUAAUCCUAUAAAGUCAACUGGAUGCUGACAGUCACUUGGGUGGGGCUGACGCGGAUGACGCUAUACAGGAGCAGAGACUAAACCAAACCGCACAGGAGCAGCUACCAAAAAAAAAAAAAAACACCGGUUUUGGCGGCUGCUGGGUGGAAAAGCCAUGACCAAGCCUGAGUCGAAGAAAAGCGGCAAGUGCACCACAUCCGCAUCCGCCGCCGAGCAGGUCAACAACGGAUCCGUGGAGCCGGGCUGUCCGGAGCAAAGCACACAUAUCAAAGCUCAUGUGAUGAAGCAGAGCUCCAGGGAGAGCAUGCACCGGAGGAACACCGAGUGUGAAGUCUAUGACGACGGGACCAACACCUUUUUCUGGCGAGCCCAUACUGUGACAGUGCUGUUCAUCCUGACCUGUGCUCUGGUCUACGUCACACUGUUGGAAGAGACCCCCCAGGACACGGCCUUCAACACUAAGAGGGGGAUUGUUGCAAGCAUCCUGGUGUUCCUCUGUUUUGGGGUGACACAAGCCAAAGAUGGACCCUUUACCAGACCACAUCCAGCUUACUGGCGGUUCUGGCUUUGUGUCACUGUCGUCUACGAGCUGUUCCUCAUCUUCAUCCUGUUCCAGACGGUGCAUGAUGGACGACAGUUCAUGAAGUACAUUGACCCCAAGCUCGGGGUUCCCCUCCCUGAGCGCGACUAUGGAGGAAACUGCCUCAUGUACGACCCUGGCAACACCACCGACCCUUUCCACAACAUCUGGGACAAGAUGGAUGGCUUUGUUCCUGCUCACUUCCUGGGAUGGUAUAUAAAGACUCUGAUGAUUCGGGAUUGGUGGAUGUGUAUGAUAAUCAGUGUCAUGUUUGAGUUCCUGGAAUACAGCCUGGAGCACCAGUUACCUAACUUCUCAGAGUGCUGGUGGGACCAUUGGAUCAUGGAUGUGCUGGUGUGUAAUGGUCUGGGGAUCUUCUGUGGCAUGAAGACUCUGGCCUGGUUGUCAAUGAAGCCCUACCAGUGGCAGGGCCUGUGGAACAUUCCUACAUACAAGGGGAAGAUAAAGCGUAUAGCAUUCCAGUUCACUCCGUACAGUUGGGUGAAGUUUGAGUGGAAGCCUGCUUCAAACCUUCGUCGCUGGCUUGCAGUUUUAGGCAUCAUCUUUAUGUUCCUGCUGGCGGAGCUGAACACGUUCUACCUGAAGUUUGUGUUGUGGAUGCCUCCUGAACACUACCUGGUGCUGCUCCGUCUGGUGUUUUUUGUCAACGUGGGAGGUGUAGCCAUGAGGGAAAUCUACGACUUCAUGGAUGACCCGAAGUUCCACAAAAAACUGGGUCAGCAGGCGUGGCUGGUGGCAGCAAUCACAGUGACUGAGUUCCUCAUAGUGGUCAAGUAUGAUCCCAACACCAUCAUGCUGCCCAUCCCCUUCUUCAUCACGCAGUGCUGGUUCUUAGGAAUCCUCCUUAUCUUUACCUGGACCCUGUGGCGGUUUUUCAUCCGUGACAUCACGCUCCGUUACAAAGAGACCCGCCGACGCAAACAGGAAGUCCCCACAGACCGGGACCGUCCUCUGGGCAACGGCAGCACAGCCACCCCGUCGGGGCGGAGCAAACUGAACGGCAGCUCUGAGACGGUGCGGCAGAGGAAGACCUGAGGGAGCAACACGAGUUGUCACCGGCCGAUCAGCAGCAACUGAAGAGGGAAGGACGAGGUGUGAUGGGAAAAAUAAGAAGACUGAAGGGGAAUCAUGAAACAAAGACAAAUGUAGAGGCAAACAGACGGACACAUGUAUGUGCUGUGUAGACUUAUUUUGUGCCUACAUGAACCAAGUAGUCAUUCAACAGAGGCGAGGGGGUGGAAGGGGGAAUUUUCAUUCGGUGCAUUGUCUAGUUAUUGUCUUACUACAGGAAUUUACCUCGUUCUAUUUUUUUAAGAGCAUUUGGGGAAUUUUACACAGGACAAGAUACAUUUUUUUGUGUUAUUUAUACUUUGAACGUUUAGCGAUGAGGGGAAAAAGAGAAGGCUGAAUCAAAGAGUUUUGUGACCAAUAAGUAACGGCAGUUUUUCCAUUUUCUCAGCUGUACACUUUGUCUUAGAAGAGAAGCGUGAGGAACAUGUCGGCCGCUGUAAAUAAGCUUCGUUCUGUGCAGUCGCAUCAGUGCAGGUGAUUUAAAAAGGAGAGUAUUUGGAGCAGUGACGUAGGUGUAGGUAACCAAUGUUCAGUAUCAACCUGGGAAUUUUACCAGGCAACAGUUAAAUGGAGCUUGGUUAAUAAUAACACAUUUCUGUUUUGUCAUUUGUCAGUUUAAAUUCCACUUUUUGUCUGGUUUUUUUUUUCCUACAGUUUAGAGCACUCUUUUCUUUGGCUUGGUUGCAGGUUCCGGAUAGAUAUUUACAUGUGGGACACAAAAAUCAGCUUUUAAUUUGCAGUUUGCACUGAGCCUCAAGGUCCUCUAACUGCUGGUGAUCCUCGCUCAGUCUGACUGAGAGAAAAUAGUGGCCAAAGCCUUUCUCUCCUCAGGCUUUACUCUCAGUUAAAAAAAAAAAAAAAAUCAAGAUGUACCAUAUUCUAGUUAUUUAAUUACUGAUUAUCCAUGAUAUAUGGGGGUUGAUUUGGGUGUUUUUUGGUAGAGGUUUUUUGUAACCAUUGCUGUUAUUGCUUUAGGGUAAACCAUUAUGAACACUAGAUUGUACUCAAGUUCCUUUUUGUGAAAGGAGGCGCUGAGGAAGCUGCAGCACUCUAAUGAACACAUCCAUGACAAUCACAGUGAUGGAAAGCCGUGCUCCCACCUGAUGGAGACAUUCAGCACCAACAGAAACGAACGGCAGAGAUCUAAACGUUCCUCCGGUGCAACAGGACUGUAAAUAAGGCUCGACUCAACUGAUUCAGUCACAUCAGAAUGCACAUUUCCUAAUCCGAUUCCUUUUAUGCCAUUUUUUAAAAUUUAACUCAUAUAUUUUAUUAAAAUAUCAUGUUCUGAUGUCUGAACUGACUGAAACAACUUGAAACCAGCCUUAUCUUAAGAUGAGAAAAUGAAGGUUUAGUGGUGUUUUUGCUUUUGGAAGAGAACCAUUCUUCUGUGGGAUUGCCAUAUUGCACAUGCAACAAGCCAAAGCUUUGAUCCCAUUCUUGCUAAAGCCAUAAAUGCCACUCAGACCCACUUGAGCUGCUCAAACAGCUGUUAAACCUCAUUCAGAUUGCUUUUCAUUUCAGCUGAAGCACAGUCCCAAAGCCACCGGGAUCAGUCGUGUCAGCUAUUUUUAUGUUACAAAAGGAAAUUGACUCUGGAGGUCAAAAACAAAUUUGUUUUUGUCACAAGUUGGAUACCUCAACUCUCCCAUUUCUGCAACUUUGAUUGUCUUUUUAUGUGAAAUCAUCUCUACAGUUUCAUUCGAUUCUUUAGUGAUUUCUUUUUAAGCAAAAAUGUCAAACGUUCUCUGGUAGCAGCCUCUCCGAGGGGGAAUUUACUGCUUUUCUUUUUUUGUGUGAUAGUAAACUGAAUAUUUAGAUUUGGACAUUCUGUUUGGCAGACACAAGGAAUUUGAAGACAAGUAACUAUACUUAUUAAGCUUUUUUCUGACCAUGUGUGGACAAAAUGAGACAAAAAAAACCUGCAGAUUAAAGUAAUAAUAGUAAGUUGCAGCCUUAGAUGUUUUGAACUUUUCAUGAUACAUUAUUUAAAAAAAAGAAAAGCUUUACAUUUUAAAAAGUCCAAAUUGGUCAACCUGAAACUAUAACUGUUCCAGUCUGGUUGGAUAUCCAUUGUUCCCUAAGAUGUCCCUCAGAAAGCUUCAGUCUUUGUCCUGUUCAGGUCUCGUGGCUGUCAAAGAAUGAGCUGUAAAUUUUUGUGUGUCACUCAUUGUGUCCCAGUGGCUACAUACUGCAUAGUUGAAGACAAAGUAGACAACAUCUGUAACUUUAGGUCCAAAUGUUCCUGUUGUAAAAUAGGCUGGUGUGUAAUGACACUAUAAUAAUUAUCUUGUGAAUGUAAUCAAGCAGAAUCUGCUGUUCAAAUGAGAGGGUUUGAUCAUAAUUUAUCAGGGUUUUUUUUUUUGCCAUAUACACUAAAUGUUUCUGCGAGGCUCAUUCUCAUGCUUAUCAGGCUGUAACUGUUUGAAUAUUUUACCCUCUUUUUGAAUAGAGAUUGCUGUGCAAAUUUAAAAACUUUGUUUACUUGACAUGUCAAGGUUUGUACUUGUUACCCGUGCUGUGCUAAUUCAGUUGCUUGUGAACUUAGCAGAAGGUUGUUUUUUUCCUGUUUUCCUCCUUUCUUUCUUAAAUUAAAGCUUUUUAGACAUGGGCUGGGGUUCACGGUCUACCUGUGUCCAUGCUUUGGAUUGGUAGAAGUGUUCUGAAGACUUCUACCAACCCAAGUCAUGAAUUUGCACAUCAGCUCUGAAAUCAUAAAAAUAUUUAAUUAAAUAAAAACGAAAUGAACUCAAUGAGCUAUGAAACAAAAUAGGAUCUGGUCCCCACAAAUUAGGACCUUUUCCAGAGAGUUUAAUGUAGUUUCAUGAGCAGCCACAUGGGGGAGGUAGAUGUUCUUUUCUGUCUCUGCCCAGUGUUCUGGUCUCCUUGACAAUGAUCAUUCGCAACUUGCUGUAAAAGCCAUUUUCAACCUGGUUUGUGUAAAUGUGAACAUGUUAAAAGAUCAUAAAAACUGAAAUAUGCUGCUGCAUCACAUAAUUUUAUAAUGUUUUCAAUAAAAUCAAAAGAAAACCUGAA